Rotaria sordida is the source of this 261-nucleotide messenger RNA. Lineage: Eukaryota; Metazoa; Rotifera; Eurotatoria; Philodinida; Philodinidae. The record is from the annotation of a GenBank genome assembly.
AUGGCAAUCAUCGAGAGCAAUGAUCCAAACUUGAUUCAUAUUAUUUCAAAAACUGAUCAAACAGAUAUUUCAAGUUUUAUCCAAAAGUUAGAUAAAAUCUAUACGAUCGAACAUAUAAAUGUUAUAAAAGAUCAGGAAAAUUUGGUCCAUAUUUUGAAAUUUAAGGACGACAAGGACGCCAAUGAAGUAAAACAAAUGAUCAAUAUGUCUGAAGAAAAAAAAGAUUUAUUCGCUGAAUCAAAAUCAUUUACAUCUAUAUAA